Molecule: messenger RNA, 2650 nt
Organism: Nothobranchius furzeri (turquoise killifish)
Lineage: Eukaryota; Metazoa; Chordata; Actinopteri; Cyprinodontiformes; Nothobranchiidae
Product: bucky ball
Source: RefSeq, a predicted model, not a curated record
UUUCCACCAACAGGUGCUUCUGCUCAGGUAAACGGAUGCAUCAUGCUGGAAAGGAGCCUCUCCUAUUGGCUUUGAAGGCAGCUCAUUAGACUAAUUGGAGCUUCACCACCUGGAGCUGAAACAGCCAAUCAGUAAAGCAUUUGACAGACUCGUUUCUGCUCUUGGAGUCUUCCUUUCUAGAAAGAAAAUCUGUUCUGGAUGUUUUCUUCAUUGCACGUAUGGAAGCAGCCACGUCUACCUUCCAUCAUCCGUACGGUUUGGGCCCUGGCGGUCCACACCCCAACCUUGGAGCUGAGUCUUCUCAGAGACCUCCUGAACCAGCUCCAGGUCCAGGUCCACCUCGUCCUGACGGGCAGCACCACAAACCGUUCUUCUACGUCCAGCCGCCGCAGCCUUACCUUCCCAUGCAGGGUCUGCAGUGGCCUGUCCCCAUGGCCAUGCCGGUGUCCUACAACCCUUACUACGGAUACCCGGGCCUAGGUUUUGGACUGCCGAUGAUGCCCCACUACCAGCCCAGCCCCUACCUAGAUCCACCUGGUUUUGUGGUUCCCCAUACCCACCUUCACCUGAUGGACUACAGGCGGGUGCUGAACCCCCAGUACUACCAGGCCAUGGCCUACCACGCCCGCAGGUUCCGCUACCAGCACAACUCCCCCAGCAGGCACACCACCAGCUCUGAGGUCCAAACUGAACCCCUCGUCUCCGCUCAAAGGACCAGCACCCCGAUGCCCAGUGAGCGCCCCGACAGCGCCGCCCACAGCACCUCCACUGGGCAGCUGCUCUCACCUGUCUCAGAUGUACAGAAGCAGAAUCCUUCCAUGGAGCUCCAGAAGGUUCUCUCUCCAACCCCUCCAAAAGGCAGCUUUGUGAUCCAAACGGAGGAGUUGAGGAUCGAGUGUUGCACCACACCAGUGGGACUACAGCUGCUGCACGAUGCUGCAGACAUGUCCCACAGCUUCCCCCAGGGCAUGGUCCAACACAACUCUCUUGUCCUUCAAGACGAGGGGCUCCACGUCCCCGCAGACCAGUCUGAGCAGGAGCUCCAAGUUUGUCCCGACAUCUUGUUGGUUGGGAAGCCGAGCACCGGGGAGGUCCUUCCGCCGGAGGAACCCAGGAACCAGGUGGUUCCCGUGAACGUCUCCUCCAGUUUAGGAUUUCCAGAGCUGGCCUGUCCUAAAAGUGAGGAUACGGGGGACGUCUCGCCUGAGAACUUUUACCUCAAAGGUGUUCACCUGCCGUUUGAUCCAAAGUAUCUGGAUGAGCUGAGGAAGAUGGAGUCCACCGUCUGGUCAGCAGAGGAAACUUUGAUCUCCUCCCCUGAGCUGCUGAUCCAGAACUGCUUUGCAAAUUCUGAUGAUCUGCUGCUGUCCUCAGAAGUGGUGGAGCCAGAGAUGCUGAUGGAUGAGCCUCCUACCAAAGAGAUAAUCCAUGUGAUCGAGAUGUUUCCUCUUGAAGAGGAUGACCUGCAGGAGAUUGUCUCGACUCUGGAGAGCGAGAUGGUGUCUGAUUCUCCAAAGGCGGAGCUCAUCGGCACAGAAGAGGUGGCGCUGAUGGACCGUUCACCUCCAGAAGCCAAUGGAGACCAACCAAGGCUGGAAACCAACGACCAUCCAGACACCUCGUUUGAGUCCCUCCCUACCUACCUUCCCUCCAGCAGCUGGCUCUCGGACUUUGAUCAUAUCUACCACUCCACCAAGACCCCGCCAGCUCCCAGGAAGCAGAUCAGACCGCAGAGCUGUUGUGGUUCCGAUGGACCAAAGAGGAGAAGGAAGCUAGACACGGAUCACAGGGAACAACCAGCUACUAGAAAGCCGAAGGAGCGGUACAAACCCAAAGGAAAAGUGGAUUGCCUGAGCUUCUCCGACCACGACUGCAGCGUCAGCAGGAACGCCAACGAGAACUCGUUCAGCCCCUAUGCUUCCAAGAAGGAACAGCUCUGUUCCAGAUGUUUGAAACGUCGAGACUGCACCUCGGGUUCAGGGUGUGAUGGUCGAAGCUUGAAAAGAAAAGCCGUUCCCCUCCAGCAGUGGAACCACGCUCUGCUACCAACGUGUGAAGCCUGUAGGUCUCACACCAAGAGGCCGCUGAGAGGAGGUUCCAGUCCAGAUCCACGACGGAACACCGAGGAGGAAUCCUCUGGGAACAGCUCGUGCCACACAUCUCCACAGUGGAGACCCGCUGGCGACUCCGUGAAGUCGAAGGGCAUCGGCAGACGUCCUGCAGCCGGCCGUCCCAAGCUCAGGGAGAAGAACUGCUUCUGUGGUGACUCGCCGCGCCAGUCGGCCGCUUGGGAGAGGCUGCGCCACUGUCCCCAUGGCAACACCAUCCAAGAAGUGGAUGAAAACUGUUCCACGUCCGUUUCCCUUCCGAACAGGCGGCACCGAUGGCAAACAGCGAAGCCAUGGAGCGACGUGAUUCCCAACAUGAUGAACGAAGCCACAUCCCUCCACUCGUUUAAUCACAAGACGACACAACCACAGCCACAAGGAACUCGCACCAAAGACACCAGAUGCUGAUAUUUUUAUUUGCACACGAGCACGAUGCAAAGUGAGAAACAUGGAUUUUAAAUGAUCACGUAUUUUUAAUCACUAUUUAAGCGUGUAUAUAAAUCACAAUGUAAAUAAAUCACAAUGUAAAUAAAUCACAAUGU